Molecule: messenger RNA, 1533 nt
Organism: Manihot esculenta (cassava)
Lineage: Eukaryota; Viridiplantae; Streptophyta; Magnoliopsida; Malpighiales; Euphorbiaceae
Product: transcription factor bHLH110
Exons: 7
Coding region: 235-1329 (364 amino acids)
Biological process (GO): regulation of transcription by RNA polymerase II
Cellular component (GO): nucleus
Molecular function (GO): RNA polymerase II cis-regulatory region sequence-specific DNA binding; DNA-binding transcription factor activity, RNA polymerase II-specific; protein dimerization activity
Source: RefSeq, a predicted model, not a curated record
CAAAGGAAUUAAGCUGCAUAAAGUUUGCUGAAAAGAAAGAGUGAGAGACAGACAGACAUGGCUACUUUAAGCUGAGACAGACGAGACCAAGAUAAGUAGAAAGCAGCAAACCAGAGAAGAAAAGAGACAAGGCUCAAUAGCACCAAGUAUUCGUGGGUAUUAUCAAACAAAGUUAUUAACACAUAUUGCACCCAUCUUUGGGAUUGUUAAAGUCUCAAAUUAAAGAAAAACAUUAUGGAGCCUUCUAAUAAUCUCCAUCCCCAGCACAAGCUCCAAGAACAGUAUGGAGCAUCUUAUUCUUCUUUUUUAUUUCAACCAGAGCAUAAGGCUUCAAGUACCAAUGCCAUCUUUUUGGAGUCUUGGCAACCAAAUAGAGAUUCCAUGUAUCCUGCAGGCUUCAUGAGUUUCUACGAAGCUGCUGCACCCUACUGUUUCAGCCAACAAUCUGCCGAUGAGUUGCUACGUGCAGAGAUCAAACAAGACUUUCCGGAUUCCUUUCCCAAGCUGAGUGAAAUCAUGAACAGUCCUUGUAAUGGUCAUGUACAUGAAUCUCAUUCUGUGUCAGCAAAAUACAAGCAGCAGCAGUAUUCUCAUCAUCAUGAUCAUCUUGGUGAAAAUCACCGGCUCAGAAACUUCUUUUCUUCUCGUCAACCUAUCAAACAGCUACAUCUUUCAGCUGGAGUAGAUCAGUUACACUCUAAUAAUAAUAACGAUCCUCAGAACUUUUCAAGUACUUUGGAAAGAUCAUCAUCAUCUGCUUCUAGCGGAUAUAACUUCAGCCAUAUUCUACCAAGUAUAAAUAUCUCAAACUCGGAUUUGGACUUAAACUUGCAAGCCGUGGACCUUUUAACUCUUAAAUAUGAUGCUUCCGCUGCCAGUUCUAGCCAGCAGGCUUCACAAAAUGCUACUCUUGGUAAUUUCAUCGGGGAACUCUUUAAAGAAAGUCCUGCAAGUAGCUCAAACAAAGGCUCAGCCUUUGAAGAUGCAAUUCAGAGAAAAAAGAGACAAAAGAGUUGUGUCCAGUCUAAAAAGGAGCAACAGCCACCAGCACGAUACUCAUGCCCCCCAUUGAAGGUUAUAAGAAAGGAAAAACUAAGAGAAAGGAUUGCAACUCUUCAAAGGUUGGUGGCACCUUAUGGGAAGACAGAUACUGCAUCUGUAUUGACAGAAGCUAUUGGGUACAUCCAAUUUCUUCAUGACCAAGUGCAGACAUUGAGUGUGCCGUACAUGAGGUCAUCAUACAGCAACACAACUAGAUCAAUGCAACUGUUUGCAGAAUUCAAGCGAGGAAGAUGGGAAGGGACAGCCGAAGAGAGAUCUUUUAGAUAGAGGUUUAUGCCUUGUGCCCUUAUCUUGUGCCUCAUUCUUCAUUAGUUACGGUGGUGGAAUUUGAAUACAAGUUGAUGAACAACCAAAUUUGUAUAUAAAGAAAGGUACUGCUGAAAAUUAUGAAAGUUCAAGACUUCAUAAUUAAUAGCUAGGCUCAAGGUUGUAUGAGAAGGAAGGUUCAAGAUCUGUCAAACUUUAAUUUUC